AUGCUUUUGGACGACAUGAUGAUGGAGGGCAGGAAGGGGUUGAUGGAGAGGGAGAGGGAGAGGGAUCAGUUCCCCGUCGGCAUGCGGGUCCUCGCCGUCGAUGACGACCCCGUGUGCCUCAAGGUUCUGGAGGUCCUCCUCCGGCGCUGCCAGUAUCAUGUAACAACCACCAACCAGGCUGCUACUGCACUGAGGCUGUUAAGGGAGAACAAGAACAUGUUUGAUCUGGUGAUCAGCGACGUCCACAUGUCCGACAUGGACGGCUUCAAGCUCCUCGAGCUCGUGGGGCUUGAAAUGGACCUCCCCGUCAUCAUGUUAUCGGUGAACGGAGAGACUAAAUCUGUGCUCAAGGGGAUAACUCAUGGUGCCUGUGACUAUCUCCUAAAACCGGUUCGCAUCGAAGAGCUCCGGAACGUGUGGCAGCACGUUGUGAGGAGAAAAUUCAGCAACCGUGAGCCGAACAAUCUUGAUUUCUGCAAGGAGAUCAGUAGGGACUCGUACCACCGGCUCGGCCAGGCGACCUGUGACAGGUCGUCUGACCAGAGCAACAGGGCCAGCAAGAAGAGGAAGGAACUGCACAACGAGGAGGAAGACGAAGGCGAGGACAACGACAACGCCGCGGCCUCGAAGAAGCCGAGGGUGGUGUGGUCAGUGGAGCUGCACCGGAAGUUCGUCGCUGCCGUCAACCAGCUCGGGAUCGACAAGGCUGUACCUAAAAGAGUACUCGAGCUUAUGAACGUCGAGAAGCUCACCAGGGAAAAUGUCGCGAGUCAUCUGCAGAAGUACAGGCUAUACCUCAGACGGCUAAGUGCUGUGGCAUCACAACAAGCCAGCAUUGCCGCUGCCUUUGGAGGCAGAGACCCCUUUAUGCACAUGGGAGCAUAUGAAGGACUUCAUAGUUAUCAUCAACCCUUUGCCCCUUCUGCUGCUCCUCCAUCUUUUAAUCCACAUGGACUGGUGAGUGGUGCUGGUGCAGCAGCAUUUGGGCUUCAGGACCUUGCUUCUCCCAAGGGAAUUCACUGUGCUGGCAACAAUGGCGAAGUAAGCCACUGCGCUGGCGACACAAAUAAGUUUCACAUUGUGAGCUUACAAGACAAUCAACACGCAGAUCUAACGCAAGGCUUGACCGCAUCGUCGCUUGGGCAGCCCCGGCUCCAGCAGGAGUGGAUCCAUCAAGAAACCAGUGAUCUGUGCUCUGUCUUUUCCGGGGGUGCUCUGGCCAACACUAUGCCUGGCACAUUCCAGAGAAUUACAGGCAGUUCACUGCCACCAGAAGAUCUUUUGGAGUGCACUCCACAUGUCAAAGUUGGAGCCCAUCCAUCAAUAGGAAUACAAACUGCGAGUUCAGGAUUGCUUGAAAGGUCUCAGCAGGGUGCUCUUCCAAUUGGUGAUGGAUUUUCUGUUGACAAGUUACCGUUGCACAUCUCGUUCCACGGCGCUGUCGCGACAAAGCUGGAUGCUAGCUUUGUCGCUGAAGAACAAGGGAUGGACCAAAAGGGGAUAUUUUCAGAAAGAAUGACUGUUGGUGCUUGCCCUUCUGAGAGCCUCAUAGCAGCCAGCAGUGGCAGGUGUGGAGCUAGUUCUUCUGGUAGUACAAUGCUGCUCCCUCCUCAUGAUACCGACAGACAUUCGAAAUACUUGCAGUUUGGAGUUGCAAGCAACUCUAGACAUAGAAUGAAUGGCACGAGACAAGACCAAAGACUGAACAAUGGAGAUUUUAGCUAUGAUGGUGCUAUUGUGCCUGAACAGACUGAUGUGUAUGAUUUUGGAAUUUCAAAGCUGCAGGGUCAGGGUGCGUUAAAUAAUAGCAGCUGCAACUUUGACGGCCUACUCAAUUCCAUAAUAAAAGUGGUAAGAACCUCAAUUAUGCUUUAA
This is a messenger RNA of Triticum turgidum subsp. durum (durum wheat), 1875 nucleotides long. The record is from the annotation of a GenBank genome assembly. Lineage: Eukaryota; Viridiplantae; Streptophyta; Magnoliopsida; Poales; Poaceae.